AUGCGAGGUGGAAGUCAAGUCGUUACAUCCGUACCCAUCCAAGGCUCAACCUCAACAAUCCUUCCACUGCACGAGAUCCUUCUCGGGACCGAAAACUUCCUUACCGUCAACGCCAACACCACCAACACCAUCAUCAUCGACAAACUCAACACCAUCCCCACAUCACAUCCCCAUAACGACACACCCCACCGCAGUCCCCAUACGACCUCCGCCACCCCAACACUCACAAACAUCACACAUAGACCUGAAGCCCAGUUUAGGUUAUUACGCCGGCGCCUCCUUCCCGCGCUGACAGGAUUCCCUUUCCCUAAUUCCUCUCUGCUCUGA
Messenger RNA from Zasmidium cellare ATCC 36951, 327 nucleotides. RefSeq lists its product as uncharacterized. Lineage: Eukaryota; Fungi; Ascomycota; Dothideomycetes; Mycosphaerellales; Mycosphaerellaceae. Bases 1 to 327 code for a protein of 108 amino acids. The transcript has a single exon. The record is from RefSeq and is a predicted model, not a curated record.